Molecule: messenger RNA, 393 nt
Organism: Daphnia pulicaria
Lineage: Eukaryota; Metazoa; Arthropoda; Branchiopoda; Diplostraca; Daphniidae
Product: histone H2B.3
Exons: 1
Coding region: 1-372 (123 amino acids)
Cellular component (GO): nucleosome
Molecular function (GO): structural constituent of chromatin; DNA binding; protein heterodimerization activity
Source: RefSeq, a predicted model, not a curated record
AUGCCCCCUAAAGUUAGUGGAAAAGCUGCGAAGAAGGCCGGCAAGGCCCAGAAGAACAUUGCCAAAGGAGACAAGAAGAAGAAGCGCAAGAGGAAGGAGAGCUACGCCAUUUACAUCUACAAAGUGUUGAAGCAGGUCCACCCAGACACCGGCAUCUCCUCCAAAGCCAUGACCAUCAUGAACAGCUUCGUCAACGACAUUUUCGAGCGCAUCGCCGGAGAGUCGUCCCGUCUUGCCCACUACAACAAGCGUUCGACCAUCACUAGCCGGGAAAUCCAGACGGCCGUCCGUCUGCUUUUGCCCGGUGAGUUGGCCAAGCACGCCGUGUCUGAAGGCACCAAGGCAGUGACCAAGUACACCAGCACCAAGUAGAUUAUCUCCGGUCUUCUCUUU